Molecule: messenger RNA, 1619 nt
Organism: Benincasa hispida (wax gourd)
Lineage: Eukaryota; Viridiplantae; Streptophyta; Magnoliopsida; Cucurbitales; Cucurbitaceae
Source: RefSeq, a predicted model, not a curated record
AACCCCAUUCCUCUGGAUCCUGAAAACCCACAAAAAAUUCCCUGUAUAUAAUAUAUACACACACAGUAUAUAUAAAUUAUUUCCACUAUAGAGCCGAUUUCGAGUUCUGUAAGUUCACCAGAUUUUCCGGAUUAUCAUUCUUGACUUUGGAGCCUAAAGGUGUUUGAUUUUUGAAUAAUAAUAAUAAUGGCUUCCCCAGUUGAGAAAUUGGGUGUUUUAGAGGAAGAGAAAAAGGAAUGUGUUGUGGGAAAUGAGAAGGAAGGAAAGGAAGUUGUUGGUGUUCUUGAGGUGUUUGUUCACCAAGCAAGAGAUAUUCAUAAUAUAUGUAUUUACCAUAAGCAAGAUGUGUAUGCAAGGCUUUCAUUUACAACAGAUCCUGCAAACUCUGUUUCCACCAAAACCAUCAAUGGUGGUGGGAGGAAUCCUGUGUUCAAUGAGAGUGUUCGCCUCGACGUUCGGUCGAUCGAUACGAUGCUUAAAUGCGAGAUAUGGAUGCUGAGCAGGGUCAAGAAUUAUCUUGAAGAUCAGUUGCUUGGUUUUGCUUUGAUCCCUCUAACAGAAGUUGUUGCUGUUGAUAACAAGUUAGAGAAAGAAUUCAGUCUUUCGUCAACAGAUUUAUUCCAUUCUCCCGCCGGGUUCGUGCAGCUAUCUCUUUCGUAUAAUGGAGCGUCUCCAGAGGUCAUGGCGAUCCGGACCAUUGAAACAACUGUAGGGGUGGAGGAUUCAGAUUUAACCAAGUCACAUCCAAGCGAUUUGGACAUGAUCGAAUUCCCCGAUCCGAAGAUUGCGAAUGAAGAUCAAAUAAUGGUGUCUGAGUAUUUCGGUAUCCCGUGCUCGAAUCUGGAUUCGGAAUCUUCUGAGAGCUUGCCCAUUUCAGAAGGUGAGAAUCAGGGCAUUUUAGUUGUCAAAAACUUUUCGAUGUCAAACGACAAGUCGAGUGAAGAAUCAAAGAUAGAUUCUCCACCUAGUAAUGUGCAAAAUGAUGCGGUUUCUUCACCAACGUCGCCAUCGGAAGCUCCCGCCAGUUCGAAAUGUACGACGACUCAAGAACAUGUUUCAGCACCAAAUGAAACAAGUGAGAAAGAACAAAAUGGUGAAAAUGGUGAGGUUAAUGAUUCUUCUACUGAGGCAACAAUUACAAAGCCAUUAGUUUCUGUGAGCAUUGAGGCAGAGGACAAGGUAGUGCAACAAGACAUUGUGGACAUGUACAUGAAAAGUAUGCAACAAUUCACAGAGUCAUUGGCAAAGAUGAAGCUUCCUUUGGAUAUUGACACUAAUGGUUCUCCAACUUCAGCUACCUCGAGCUCUGACCCGAACUUACAAUCGCCCAAAAACAGUGGCUCGCGUGUGUUUUACGGGAGCAGGGCGUUCUUCUGAUCGACUGAGUUCAUCGGCACUAGAUCUUAGGAUUAGAAAACUUAUAUCAGUAAAAGGAUUAUGGUUUUGUAGUAUGGUUCCUUUUGUUUCUAUUUUCCCUUCUAUGCAUUUUGAGAUGUUUUUUCUUUUUAAUCAAACAAGCACGGUCACUUAGUUACUUAGUUUUGUUCCUAUCAAAUGUUGGUGUUAUUUGGUGUACUUGGUUUUACAAGUUAGAAUCUAAUCUCUAUAAUUCGAUAAAA